CCACCCACUGAACCAAGACACAUUUCCCCUCAACAUGCAUCAUAAAAAAAAAAAAAAAAUCAACACUUCCUCCACCAUACACCAACAUAGAGAAAAAAAUAGAUCCCUCUCCUCCACCAAAACUCAACCAAUCAACCCUUUUUAACUCAGUCGGCCGCCGGACGGAGUAAGGGAAAGACACGCCGGAAUUUUCCUCUUCAAUUUGCUACUGUUUUAUUUAAUUCUCUCCUCUUUCCGUCUUUAUAUAUCCCCCUUUCUUCUUUCUUUUCCACCCCCUUUUUUCCAUUCCACGAGGGAUGACGACUUACACGGAAGAUUACAUACGGGAUAAACUGAUGAAAGAACUCGAUGCCAAACAUGUGGAGGAGUGGGAGUGUUGAUGAGCCUGUCAGUUUUCACAUCUAAGGACGCAGCGCUGGACUAUCUGCCAACCGUUGAGGAAGGACUGUCACUGAUUGACGACUGCUGAACAAGAACACGCUAUAUAUAUUUAGUCGCAUUUCUCGUCUUUGGCCUCGGAAGCUGGACCAGUAAAAUGGCCAAUGUUAUUUUCAUUACCCUUCUCGGGAUACUUCUGAGAUGGUGCGUGUCGCUGCACCCUUACUCCGGAGCAGGAAAAGCCCCAAUGUUUGGAGAUUAUGAAGCUCAGCGCCACUGGCAGGAAGUGACGGUGAACUUGCCCCUGAAGGAUUGGUAUAUGAAUACCACUGAUAAUGAUUUACUCUACUGGGGCCUGGAUUACCCUCCUCUUACUGCUUACCAUAGCUAUCUGUGUGGCAUUGUUGCUAAGACUUUGAAUCCCGAGUUUGUCGAACUUCAUACGUCUCGCGGGUAUGAAAGUUACGAACACAAAUUGUUUAUGAGAUACACGGUGUUUGUUGUAGAUCUCCUGAUAUACAUACCAGCAGCUUACCUCUUUCUCUGUGCUGCAUCUCGGCCAAGGAGCAGAGGUGGGAAGCUAGAGUAUAUGGCUUUGAUACUGUAUCCUGGUUUGUACUUGAUAGAUUAUGGUCAUUUUCAGUAUAACAAUGCUUCGUUAGGAAUAUUUGUGGGUGCCGUCGCUGCUCUCAUGAAGGGAUAUGACUGCAUUGGGUCAGUUUUGUUUUCUUUAGCUUUGAACUACAAGCAAAUGGAGUUGUAUCAUGCACUUCCAAUUUUUUUCUAUCUGUUGGGUCUGUGUUUCAAACAAGGUGGCGUUCUAGGAUUUUUCUAUAAGAUCACCAAGAUUGGCCUGUCUGUGAUAUUAACCUUUGCUCUGGUUUGGGCUCCCUUUCUCAGGGAUCCCCAAGUAUUUUUGCAAGUACUUAACCGACUUUUCCCAAUUAACAGAGGUCUCUUUGAGGAUAAGGUAGCCAGUGUAUGGUGCAGUUUAUCCAUUCUUAUUAAGCUGAAAAAUCUUGUGAGCAAUACCAACAUGGCUUUGAUAUGUCUCCUGUCCACCGUUGUGUGUAUGAUUCCAGCAAGUCUGCACCUCUUUAUUAAUCCCACUCAGAAGAAUCUUCACUAUGGACUUGUUAAUGCAUCUUUCGUGUUUUUCCUCCUGAGCUAUCAUGUUCACGAAAAGAGUAUCUUGUUGGCAGCGGUGCCAGCUUGCUUCUUAUAUGGAGAGGAGACCUUUAUGGUUACCUGGUUCUUCAUCGUAUCCGUUAUCAGCAUGUUGCCCCUUCUGGUGAAGGACGGGCUGACGGUUCCGACACUCGCAUUAACCGUCCUUGUUUAUGUUAUGUACUCGAUCAACAGACAGUCAGAGGGACAGACGAAAUCCAGAUAUAGUGAGUUUUGGCGCUGGAUCAACAGGUCCUUUUACCUGUCGUUGGUUGGAUUCUCGUUUUUGACGGCCGUGUCUUUGACGGUGACACCACCUCCAAGGUUGCCUGACCUCUUCCCAGUUUUGCUUUCUGUUGUAUCUUGUGUGCAUUACUGCUUCUUCACUUGCUAUUUUCAUUACCGCCAGUUCACAACGAGAUAUGACAGACAGCAAGGAAAGGUGAAAAGGCAUUAGGUCUGAAAUGCAACUGUAUGUUUUCCAUAAUGCAGGACCAAUUAGUAUAAUAAACAGAUGGAAAGCAAAAUGUUAUUAUGUUGGAGGGCAACAUAUUCAACUUUCCAAGACCAAUUCAUUAUAUAAUUGAUUUUUUAGAAUUUUUUGAUUUCCAAUGUAGCUCAGAGUUAGGUAUUGUAGUUGCAGUGGUCAGAGGUUUCAUUAUUUUGAUUAGUUGAUAUAAACAUAAUGAUAUACAGAUAUAUGAAUGUUAAUCAUCAAUGUCAUUAUAAAAGUACAAGAUUGAAAUGAUGUGAUAAUACAUAUUACUGUUAGACCCUUAUGUGGUCAUAGAUUCCUUUAGAUUGAUCCCAACUUAAUAAAUCAAUUACUUGUGUUUUCCUUGUUGGUUGUAGUAAUAUUUUGUAUCUGAAAAGUGUGUUUGGUUAUACUGAUAUGUAUAUUUAGUUUUUUUUCUUAUAGUCUAAUUUUUUAUUCUCUCUCUUGAUAUUUCACAUGAUAUUUAUUUUUUGGAUUUUGAUGUGCUAGCAUCCAGUUUGCUUGGUUGAGUGAAAUACAUCUUGUUUGGAGAAUGAAAUAUAAUUUUUAUGUAUUUUGGUAUAAAAAUGUAUACUUUA
Molecule: messenger RNA, 2619 nt
Organism: Penaeus indicus
Lineage: Eukaryota; Metazoa; Arthropoda; Malacostraca; Decapoda; Penaeidae
Product: bolA-like protein 2
Exons: 2
Coding region: 536-2002 (488 amino acids)
Biological process (GO): protein N-linked glycosylation; intracellular iron ion homeostasis
Cellular component (GO): cytosol; nucleus; endoplasmic reticulum membrane
Molecular function (GO): dolichyl pyrophosphate Man9GlcNAc2 alpha-1,3-glucosyltransferase activity; 2 iron, 2 sulfur cluster binding
Source: RefSeq, a predicted model, not a curated record